CAAUGCGUAUAUAGAGAACAGUUCCCUUAGCUACAUCGUCUGCUCUCGUUCAGUGUAUAAAACAGUUUUCAUUCUUUUUGGAUUUCCGUUUUAUUCGAAAGUAUGGCCAAGCCAAUAAAUUUCAAGGACGUGCCCUCCGAGAUGCCUCCCCCCAAGCGCAUACAGCUUGAGGGCGAGGUUACGGUAGCCGAAGCCAUAAACUUCCUCAAGACGCAGUGCGACACACGCAAGGAGCACACGGCAGAGGACCCCCUUCAAGAGGGACCCACCGUGGCGGACGAGCUCAACGCCCGCCUAGCAAUGGUCCAUGUGCGUGAGGCUCGUGCCAAACGCAUCCGACGACUAGUCAAGUAUCCCGCCAACGAGACUCAGGCACUGUACAGGUUCAUCUGCGUGUGUCCUCGAUACCAUCCUUGCUAUGUGCCCUGUCAGCACACCGGACAGAUCAUUAUCGACCGAGAUGUGUUGUCCCGGGAGGAGCACAUAUGUUUUCUGGCUACGCCCAAAAAGGACUUUUCCUCUCCCCAGUUGGCCAAGCAGUCGCGCUACUACACCAAGAAGAUCUUCGUGAACCAAUGCACAGCCCGUGUGGAGCGCCUGGCCGAUCCCCAUCCGAUGCGAGUGAGUGACACCUACAAUUUCUUCAAGGAGUACCUCUCGCCUCGCCACAUAGCCGCUCUGGAGAACCAGAUGAAACCCAAGCCGCCGGUGGAGGCCAUGACAAUGGAGAAGGCGCUGGAGUACAUGGAGGAAGAGAUGCGUCAGCGAAGGGCUGCAAAGCGCGUCCACAAGCGACGGUGCAAAGGUCUCAAGAAGCGGAUCCUAUUGCGCCAGCGCAAGCAGAUGCAGAAAAUCAUUUGCGUCCUGUUUGAGGAAAUGAAGGACUUUCUACUCAACGAUCAGUUCAUUGUGGACGAAAACUCGCCACUAUGUUGUGUAAUUCUUGAGAGACUUCGAGAGUUUACAGAUCAAGAGUUUUACACCACCAGUAAUCUUCGCGAAUAUCAGCGAAUACUGGCCAAUAACCUGACCGUUUGGAUCAACAAGUUCAUAUCGAACUUGAACAUUUACUUGGCGCCGCAACAGAUACCUGUUCAACGACAGAUGAUGGCAGAGAACGAUCCCGAACAGUUUGUGCCCUUGUCGGACUUCAUUUCCCUAUCCGAUGAACCAGGCGCAGAGGAAAUGAUGGAGGAUGUUGAGCAAGGAGCCGCUGAAUAUGACGACUACGGAUAUGGGGAAGACUAUUUACCCGACGUUCUCAAUACCGAUUUGUCGGAGGAAACGAUAAUAGCUUAAUUUAGGCACAUCUUACCCUUCAGCUGAGCCCAAGUCAACUCCUUGUAAACGCCGUUGCUGUGCACCUUGGCCCCGUGAUUCUUAAGUAUGUCCACUGGCAUUGCGCGAAAGAGGAAAUGUAGGAAAUUCUGCAAGGCGUGGAAGAAAAUUUGAAGUGAAUACCCCAAAUCGAAAGUAAAUUUGUUGUAUUGUUUUCCCACCUC
This is a messenger RNA of Drosophila takahashii, 1502 nucleotides long. RefSeq names its product Reduction in Cnn dots 7 (gene Rcd7). The record is from RefSeq and is a predicted model, not a curated record. Lineage: Eukaryota; Metazoa; Arthropoda; Insecta; Diptera; Drosophilidae.